CGGCCAGGACGAGGUGGUCCGCGAGCUGGUGCACUAUGGCGCCAACGUCAACGCGCAGUCACAGAAAGGCUUUACACCCCUGUACAUGGCAGCACAAGAGAAUCACUUGGAAGUGGUGAAGUUCUUACUGGAAAAUGGAGCGAAUCAGAAUGUGGCCACAGAGGAUGGCUUCACCCCUCUGGCCGUGGCUCUGCAGCAGGGCCAUGAGAAUGUGGUGGCCCACCUCAUCAACUACGGGACGAAAGGCAAGGUGCGCCUCCCAGCGCUGCACAUUGCGGCUCGCAAUGACGACACCCGGACAGCCGCCGUGCUUCUGCAGAAUGACCCCAACCCAGACGUACUUUCCAAGACGGGAUUCACCCCUCUCCACAUCGCAGCUCACUACGAGAACCUCAACGUGGCCCAGCUGCUCCUCAACAGGGGGGCGAGUGUCAACUUCACACCGCAGAAUGGCAUCACGCCACUGCACAUCGCCUCCCGCAGGGGCAACGUGAUCAUGGUGCGGCUCCUGCUGGACCGGGGGGCCCAGAUAGAGACGAGGACCAAGGACGAAUUGACACCUCUCCACUGUGCAGCUCGGAAUGGGCACGUGCGAAUCUCAGAGAUCCUGCUGGACCACGGGGCACCCAUCCAAGCCAAAACCAAGAAUGGCUUGUCCCCAAUUCACAUGGCGGCUCAGGGAGACCACCUUGACUGUGUCCGGCUUCUAUUGCAAUACAACGCCGAGAUAGACGACAUCACCCUGGACCACCUGACCCCGCUGCACGUGGCAGCCCACUGUGGCCACCACAGGGUGGCCAAGGUCCUUUUGGACAAAGGGGCCAAACCAAACUCCAGAGCCCUGAAUGGCUUUACCCCCCUGCACAUCGCCUGCAAGAAGAACCACAUCCGUGUCAUGGAGCUGCUGCUGAAGACGGGAGCCUCCAUCGACGCAGUCACCGAGUCUGGCCUGACGCCUCUGCAUGUGGCCGCCUUCAUGGGGCACCUCCCCAUUGUGAAGAACCUCCUGCAGCGGGGGGCAUCGCCCAACGUCUCCAACGUGAAAGUGGAGACUCCGCUACACAUGGCAGCCAGAGCAGGGCACACAGAGGUGGCCAAAUAUUUACUCCAGAACAAAGCCAAAGUCAAUGCCAAGGCCAAGGAUGACCAAACCCCACUUCACUGUGCGGCUCGCAUUGGCCACACACACAUGGUGAAGCUCCUACUGGAAAAUAAUGCCAGCCCCAACCUGGCCACCACUGCCGGGCACACACCCCUGCACGUUGCAGCCCGAGAGGGCCACGUAGAGACAGCCCUGGCCCUGCUGGAGAAGGAGGCGUCGCAGGCCUGCAUGACCAAGAAAGGAUUUACCCCUCUCCAUGUGGCGGCCAAGUACGGGAAGGUCCGGGUGGCAGAGCUGCUGCUGGAACAGGACGCACAUCCAAAUGCGGCCGGAAAGAAUGGGCUGACCCCGCUGCACGUGGCCGUUCAUCACAACAACCUGGACAUCGUCAAGCUGCUGCUCCCACGGGGCAGCUCGCCCCACAGCCCCGCCUGGAAUGGCUACACUCCUUUGCACAUUGCUGCCAAGCAGAACCAGAUGGAGGUGGCCCGCAGCCUGCUGCAGUAUGGGGCGUCCGCAAAUGCAGAGUCAGUGCAGGGCGUGACUCCCCUUCACCUGGCUGCCCAGGAGGGCCACGCAGAGAUGGUUGCUUUGCUCCUCUCGAAGCAAGCCAAUGGCAACCUGGGGAACAAGAGUGGACUCACUCCCCUCCAUCUGGUAGCACAAGAAGGCCAUGUUCCUGUGGCGGACGUGCUGAUCAAACAUGGUGUCGCAGUGGAUGCCACCACCCGGAUGGGCUACACCCCACUCCACGUGGCCAGUCAUUAUGGAAACAUCAAGCUGGUGAAGUUCCUGUUGCAGCACCAGGCAGAUGUCAAUGCCAAGACCAAGCUGGGAUACAGUCCCUUGCACCAGGCGGCCCAACAGGGACAUACGGACAUCGUGACUCUGCUUCUGAAAAACGGGGCUUCCCCAAACGAGGUCAGCUCGAAUGGAACCACGCCUCUGGCAAUAGCCAAGCGGCUCGGCUACAUUUCCGUAACAGACGUGCUCAAGGUUGUCACGGAUGAAACCAGCGCAGUGCUGGUCAGUGACAAGCACCGGAUGAGUUUCCCUGAGACAGUGGAUGAGAUCCUGGAUGUCUCUGAAGAUGAAGGAACUGCUCACAUAACUGUAAUGGGGGAAGAACUUGCUGGCUCCAAGGCCGAGAGGCAGGAUUCCAGGGAUGUAGAUGAAGAGAAAGAGCUGUUGGAGUUUGUGCCGAAGCUAGACCAAGUGGUGGAAUCUCCAGCCAUCCCGAGGAUUCCUUGUGUCACACCAGAGACAGUGGCGAUCAGAUCUGAAGAGCAGGAGCAGGCCUCCAAAGAGUAUGACGAAGACUCGCUGGUCCCCAGCAGCCCAGCCACAGAGGCGUCCGACAACAUCAGCCCAGUGGCCAGUCCGGUGCACACUGGGUUUCUGGUGAGUUUCAUGGUGGAUGCCCGGGGAGGCUCCGUCCGGGGGAGCCGCCACAACGGCCUGCGUGUGGUGAUCCCGCCGAGGACGUGCGCGGCACCCACCCGCAUCACCUGCCGCCUGGUCAAGCCCCAGAAGCUGAGCUCGCCGCCACCACUGGCUGAGGAGGAGGGCCUGGCCAGCAGGAUCAUUGUGCUGGGGCCCACGGGCGCCCAGUUCCUGAGCCCCGUGCUUGUGGAGAUCCCCCACUUUGCCUCCCACGGCCGUGGGGACCGUGAGCUUGUGGUUCUGAGGAGCGAGAAUGGCUCUGUGUGGAAGGAACACAAGAGCCACUAUGGAGAGAGCUACCUGGAUGAGACCCUCAGUGGGAUGGAUGAAGAGCUGGAGAGCCUGGAGGAGCUGGAGAAGAAGAGGGUCUGCCGCAUUGUCACCACCGACUUUCCCCUGUACUUCGUGAUCAUGUCACGGCUCUGCCAGGACUAUGACACCAUCGGCCCCGAAGGGGGCUCUCUGAAGAGCAAACUGGUGCCGCUGGUGCAGGCAACGUUCCCAGAAAAUGCUGUCACCAAGAGAGUGAAGCUGGCUCUGCAGGCACAGCCGGUCCCAGAUGAGCUGGUCACCAAACUCCUGGGCAACCAGGCCACAUUCAGCCCCAUCGUCACCGUGGAGCCAAGGCGCCGGAAGUUCCACCGCCCCAUUGGGCUUCGGAUCCCACUACCCCCUUCGUGGACAGACAACCCGAGGGACAGUGGUGAGGGAGACACUACCAGCCUGCGCCUGCUCUGCAGUGUCAUUGGAGGGACAGACCGAGCCCAGUGGGAAGACAUAACAGGCACAACCAAGCUCGUGUACGCCAGCGAGUGCGCCAACUUCACCACCAACGUCUCUGCCAGGUUUUGGCUGUCAGACUGUCCUCGGACAGCGGAGGCAGUGAACUUUGCCACUCUGCUAUACAAAGAGCUGGCCGCAGUGCCCUACAUGGCCAAGUUCGUCGUCUUUGCCAAGAUGAACGAUCCCCGAGAAGGGCGGCUGCGCUGCUACUGCAUGACCGAUGACAAGGCGGACAAGACCCUCGAGCAGCACGAGCACUUUGUUGAGGUGGCCCGGAGCAGGGACAUCGAGGUUUUGGAAGGAAUGCCCCUAUUUGCUGAACUCUCUGGGAACUUGGUACCUGUCAGAAAAGCUGCCCAGCAGCGGAGCUUCCACUUCCAGUCAUUUCGGGAGAGCCGCUUGGCCAUCCCUGUGAAGGUGCGGGACAGCAGUCGAGAGCCGGGAGGGUCCCUGUUGUUUCUGCGCAAGGCGAUGAAGUAUGAGGACGCCCAGCACAUCCUCUGCCACCUGAACAUCACCAUGCCCCCCUGCACCAAGGGGAGCGGAGCUGAGGACCGGAGGAGGACCUUGACACCGCUGGCCCUGCGGUACAACAUCCUCAGCGAGUCCACACUGGGCUUCCUCAGUGGGACAGACCGAGCAGAUAUGAAGCUGGCUAUUAUAUCAGAGCACCUCGGCCUCAGCUGGGCAGAGUUGGCGCGGGAGCUACAGUUCAGCGUGGAAGACAUCAACAGGAUCCGCGUAGAAAACCCCAACUCCUUGCUAGAGCAGAGCACAGCCUUGUUGAACCUCUGGGUCAUCCGGGAGGGAGAAUCCGCAAAGAUGGAGAGCCUGUACGCGGCCCUGCGGAGCAUCGACCGCGCUGAGAUCGUGAGCAUGGUGGAGGGCUCGGGCAGGCAGAGCCGCAACCUGAAGCCGGAGCGGCGGCACGCAGACCGGGACUACUCGCUGUCGCCCUCCCAGGUGAAUGGCCAGCAGAGGGCGCAAGCCCAAAGCACAGAUGCCCCCUCCACGAGUCAGGUGCAGGAGAGGAGCCAGGACAGACUGCAGGACUGGGAUGGGGAAGGCUCCAUCGUCUCGUACCUGCAAGAUGCAGCCGAAGGCUCCCAGAGGACGGUCACCAGCAUCACAGGGCUGGAGCCCAGUGGGUCUCAGGAGCAAGAGAGGGUCCUGGCAUCUUUCGAAGGCCCCCAGGCUGACAGGGAACAGGGACAACGAGGCCACGGAGAGCACGUGCAGUUGGACAGCUCCAGCAGCUGCGGCCGGGGCCCUGAGGAGGCAGCGAGGAUGUGGACUUUCGUCACCCAGCUUCUGGUGAGCCUGGUGCUCCUGGGCUUCUUCCUGGUCAGCUGUCAGAACGUGAUGCACAUUGUCAAGGGCUCCCUGUGCUUUGUGCUGAAGCACAUCCACCAGGAGCUGGACAAGGAGCUGGGGGAGAGCGAAGGCCUGGGUGACGACGACGAGGCUGUCUCCACCAGGGUGGUCCGCCGGCGGGUCUUCCUGAAGGGGACGGAGCUUCAGAAUAUGCCAGCAGAGCAGGUGACAGAGGAGCAGUUCACGGAUGAGCAGGGCAACAUUGUCACCAAGAAGGUCAUUCGCAAGUUUGUUCGGCAGAUAGACUCAUCUGGUGCUGAUGACACCCAGGAGCACGAGGAGGUGGAGCUGCGAGGGAGUGGCCUGCAGCCGGACCUGGUAGAGGGAAGGAAGGGGGCUCAGGUAGUGAAGAGGGCCAGCCUGAAAAGGGGCAAACAGUGACCCCACACCUGUCUCUUCGGACUAGCCUCAUGGGAGGACCACACCUCGACACCCAACCCCUGAACUCCACACACUCUGCCACGCACACAGGAGGAGAGCUGCACCGGAGGGCUGCGGGAGCAGCUGUGUUUCUCUAAGCUCACGGCAAGACCUCUGUAAGGGCCUUCUUUAGUCUCCUAUUCGCAUGAACGGCGACUGUAGACGCAUGACCUGCAGUCCUCAACCCUGCCUCUAGCAACGAUGGAUCCCUGCUGGGAAUCAGGACAGAAGCAGCGAGACGGCGAGCGUGAGUGUGCAAGUGCAGACGCGAACAAGGGCUCUUUUGUGGCUGGGGAUGAGCUUUGGAUUUUUUUUUAAAAAAUUGUUUUAAUUUUGACUUCGUACAGGGUACUUUUUUUUUCAACCUUAUCUGUAAGCAAUCCGUGUGGGCUUCCUGGAAAGGAAAAAAAGAAAACUAGGCCUGAAAGCAGUUCAGCACCUUAAUUCCACAUCCCCUCCCCUUCGGUGGCCUUCCCCACCCCC
Molecule: messenger RNA, 5605 nt
Organism: Galeopterus variegatus (Sunda flying lemur)
Lineage: Eukaryota; Metazoa; Chordata; Mammalia; Dermoptera; Cynocephalidae
Gene: ANK1
Product: ankyrin 1, erythrocytic
Exons: 43
Coding region: 86-5083 (1665 amino acids)
Biological process (GO): signal transduction
Molecular function (GO): protein binding
Source: RefSeq, a predicted model, not a curated record